AUGAGCACAUCAACGUGCAAAAUUCCCUGUAUCGUGGAGGGCUGUGCCUACACUGCUAUUCAAACUGAAGUUCGAAGGCAUCUCAAGAACGUUCACCGCCUUUCAACACAGGAAUUAGAGAAUUUCAACAACCAGAUUGUUGCUGCCAAAGUAGCUGAAAAAGGUACAGCUAUGUAUGCCUGCAAUGACUGUAACGGGAAAUAUUCAUCCAAAGCGUCAGUUCUCAACCAUUACCGUCGGGCACAUCCAGACACCUCGGAUCCCAGUAAAAUUACACUGUAUCCUACAGCAAAGCAGGCAUGGUUCUCACAGAGGCAAGAAGACACAGGAUCAACUCUCACAACCCGAACAUCUACUACAGAUGGCAAAAGAAAAGUGACUUUAAUGAAUUGUAUUCACGAGGGAUCCCAUGAGCCAAAUGUAGUGCAAGGGCUGAAGAAAGGUCAUUCCAGCAAGAAAGUCACUGGUAGUGCAGUGUGCACGGCAUUUUUAAAGUUGGUGCAGCUAGGCCAGAAGUUUACGGUUGAGGCGUGCUUUCAGCAUUACGGUCACGAAAUCAAGGUGGCAGAUUUGAGUUUGACCUCUAAUCAGAAGAUGGAAAUUUCCGCUCUGGCAUCUAAGGGCUUGUCUAAUAAUGCAAUUAUUGAGGAACUGAAAAAGAGUUCGGACGAAUUAUCAAAACUUUUCUAUCUUUUGCCGCAAGAUAUCAGAAAUCUAAGAAAUUCGUUGAAUUUGAACCAGGAACAGUUGGAUAGGGACGAUUUGGAAUCAGUGAAAAAGAGAGUUAUGCUGGAGGAUCCCGCCGACGGAUUCCGUCAUUUCACGCUUCCAGACGAAAAUGGAUUGAACUUCACUCUAGUUGUAAUCACACCACAGCACAUGGAAAAUUUGAAGAAGUACUCUCACAAAAUGGUUUUAUUGGAUGACACACACAAUGUGAGCCGGUACGGAUUGAAACUCACGACCAUUACUGUAAUCGAUAAUUCUGAUAGAGGAGAGCCAGCAGAAAUCAAAAAAUUACUGCCAGAGUUCCGACCGGCAUAUUUCAUGACUGAUGAAGCGAACUGCUUCUGGAACGGGUUUUCAGCUGUUUUUGACAACACCCACACCCACAAAGUAAUUUGUAGGUGGCACGUUUUGAGGUCGUGGAGGAAAAGAGCUAAAGCCUUGCUGAUUACCGAUCCUGAAAUUAUGAAUCAUACCAUCAGAUCUUUGGUGGAACUGGUACGUGAGCCUAGAAGAGACCGAGUAAUUCAUCGAAUGCUAUCUAUAUUGACUACAUUGGAACAAUCGGGCAAAAGAAAUGCUAAAGAAUUUGCCAGCUAUUUUUCAAAAUAUUACUACGAGCGCAUAGAUGAAUGGUCAGCCUCGUCUCGAGAAAAUAUUGCUUGCCAUACAUCGAUGUUUGCAGAAUCAUGGCACUCGGUUCUAAAGGCUCAAAUUGGAAAGAAACGGGGAAUUAGGUGUGAUAAAUUAAUCGCGAUUCUAUUAUCAGCCACGAAAAUGGUUGCUCAUCGAAAAUUGGUCCAGAAAGCAAGAAAUAUGUAUGCGGCCUGUCCCAGAAAAGGACAGAACCACAGCAAAUGCCGACAGUUUCACAAAGAUGAAAGUCACUACAUAAUCGCUCAGAAUGACGACGGAUCAUACCGAGUUAGUAAUCAACGAGAAAAUAAGGAAUACAUCGUGACUGAUUUUUUGAAUUGCUUCUGCGAUGAAAAUGAGAACACUCAUUGCGAAAAUUGUCAUGCCUGUGCAUAUCGUUAUCACUGCGACUGCCUCUUCAGUAGGUGUUGCUUGUAAGCAUACACAUGGGUUCUUGACUUAUAUCGAUGGCGGCACUAUUGCAUGCAAAUUUACGAAAAAAGUUAAGAAACCGAGACCCCGGAAUGAGAAAUGACCUCAACAAGAUUGAAGAAUUUUAUAAGGAAAUGCUCGAGCAAACGGGUACGAGUGCAUUGGUAGUACGCACAGACGCCAACGGGCCGACAAUGACAGCAAGCCAAUCGAUGCACAUGGCCCCUGCGUUGAAAAUUCGUAAAAAGGCAGAGAAAGAGAAUACGCCAACCGCAACACAAGACCCUGCACUUGAUCCGGAUACUCACCCAGAACAGCAUGAGAGCCGAAUUACUGAUUGGAAGAGAUGUAUUUUGUGUAAAAAUCCGGCGCAUUACGAUUGCACACUAAAUGCCCAUGCUCCAACAAUUCUAAAUUCGAGCUUUAUCCGUCUAAUUUUCAGAUUGAAUUCGAUUCCGAUGAAUCGUCGGACUCGUAACUGAAC
Molecule: messenger RNA, 2278 nt
Organism: Caenorhabditis elegans
Lineage: Eukaryota; Metazoa; Nematoda; Chromadorea; Rhabditida; Rhabditidae
Source: the annotation of a RefSeq genome assembly